AUGGAGAAUCAACUCCAGCAAGACGGUUUGGUUUCGGUCACGGGAAUCGAUCUUAUGAGAAUUGAUCAAUGCGAGGAGAUCGGUGCGACGCAAUCUCAUGCUAUCUCCGUGCCUGUGGGUGAUGAAGCUCCUCCUGUGAAGCGAAAACGGGGACGGCCUCCGAAGGCACUUGCUAGUAAGACGCCGUUGCAAGCUCUAACACCGCCGGCAAGGAAGGAUGAGAAGGAAGAAGAUGUGUGUUUCAUUUGCUUUGACGGUGGAGACCUUGUUCUUUGUGAUCGCCGGAACUGUCCCAAGGCAUACCAUCCAGCUUGUAUUAAGAGGGAUGAGGCAUUCUUUCGAACAACGGCUAAAUGGAACUGUGGUUGGCACAUAUGCGGUACAUGCCAGAAAGCUUCCAGUUACAUGUGUUAUACAUGCACCUUUUCUGUUUGCAAGCGGUGUAUUAAAGAUGCCGACUAUGUGAUUGUGAGAGGGAACAUGGGUCUUUGUAGCACAUGUAUUAAGCCUAUAAUGUUGAUUGAGAAUAUUUCUCAAGGAGAUAAUGAAGCGGUUAAGGUUGAUUUUGAUGACAAGCUCAGUUGGGAGUAUCUAUUCAAGAUAUAUUGGCUUUGCCUGAAGAAAGAGCUGUCUCUAACUGUGGACGAGCUUACUAGAGCAAAUAAUCCUUGGAAGGAGGUUCCUUACACUGCUCCUAAAGUGGAACCACGAAAUGGUCAUACGCUUAACAAACCUUAUUCUUCAGACAAUUCAACUUUAGAUGUAGCAGUGAACGGAACAAAAAGAAGAAGGACUAGUGAUUCCCCCAUCGUACCUAGCAAGAUAGAUGCCAAAAAUCCAAGUAAUACUCUAAAGAAACUUCCUGGAGAUACAAACUGGGCAACAAAAGAACUUCUCGAGUUUUUGUCGUUCAUGAGAAAUGGCGAUACAUCUGUUGUUUCUCAGUUCGACGUGCAGGGUCUUCUGCUUGAAUAUAUCAAGCAAAAAGAUCUUAGGGAUCCUGCUCAGAAGUCUCAAGUUAUCUGUGACCUAAUGCUUGUGAAGUUGUUUGGAAGAGAGCGAGUGGGUCACAUUGAAAUGCUUAAGCUUCUUGAGUCUCACUUCCUUAUUCAAGAGAAACCGAAAGAUGAGACAAUGACAAAUGGGGAAACUAAUCAUGCUGUUCCUAACCAAAUAGAGGAGGAUAGUGUUCAUGAUCCACCGGUUAGGGGUAGAAGACGGAAGAUGCGUAAGAAAACUGAUGGCGGAGUACAAAACGAAAAUCUGGAUGCGUAUGCAGCGAUUGAUGUUCACAAUAUUAACCUGAUUUAUUUGAGACAUAAAUAUUUAGAGACUCUACUUGAUGAUAUCAACAAACUCCACGAAAACGUGGUAGGUACAAUUUUGAGAAUUAAGGUCUCUGGCGGCGACCAGAAGCUGGAUAUUCACCGGCUCGUUCAAGUUGUAGGUACAAGCAAGGCAGCAGCAUCCUACCAACUUGGCGCAAAGACUACAGAUGUUAUGUUAGAAAUACUAAAUUUAGACAAGAGAGAAGCCAUCUCUGUUGAUCAAAUAUCAGACGAGAAUGUCACAGAGGACGAGUGCAAGCGGCUGCGGCAGAGCAUAAAAUGUGGCCUUAAUAAACGUUUGACUGUGGGUGACAUCUUGAAGACGGCAGCAACACUGCAGGCCAUGAGAAUCAAUGAGGCUCUGGAAACUGAUAUAUUAAAGUUCAAGCAUCUCCGCGAUAGGGCUAGUGAGAAGGGUCAAAGGAAGGAGCUUAGAGAAUGUGUUGAAAAGCUAGGGCUUGUAGAAUCACCUGAGGAACGCCAGCGGCUUAUGCAGGAAGUCCCAGAAGUUCAUACAGAUCCAAGCAUGGAUCCGAGUCAUGCAUCAGCAGAAAAUGCAGGGUUGGGUACGAGGAAACAAGAUACUGAAAUAAAGGCACAAAGUAAAGGCCCGAAGAGAAAAGGGGAUGACAACUUGGGAAAUAAUGCGCAGAAAAAGUAUGACCCUCCAGUUUUGCGGAGCAGAAAUGCCGUGCAUGCUACUAAUAAAGAUGAAUGUUCCACUGUCCACAGCAACUCAUCAGAUAUCCAGGAAAGUAGUAAAGAUGAUGAGGAGAAUGAAAUAUGGCACUAUCGAGAUCCAACAGGAAAGAUCCAGGGGCCGUUUUCUAUGGCACAGCUCCGCAGAUGGAAAUCUAGUGGCCAUUUCCCCACUCAUCUUAGGAUAUCGAAAGCUCAUGAGAACGAAGACGAGUCUGUGCUUCUGACUGACGCUCUUGCCGGACGGUUUGAUAAAGUAACUACUUUGCCAAGCUCCUCUUUACAUCCCCAAGAACCAAGACAGUCUGCGCAUGGCUCUGGACACAUUGGCGUAGAUGUGAACUGUCAUCAAAAUAACCCGUCGCCAGUCAGCACCAGUGCAACCUCCUCUUCGUCUUCUACUGUCAGUGCCGUUCCUAACGAUUCAAAAGAGAAACAAGUUGCGACUCUUGCACCUUGCUCUGCAAAAAUGGAGGAUGGUAAUUCUGUUCGUUCCCAGCCUCAAGUUAGUUGUCCAGCAUCAAUUCCUGUGGUUUCAGGACAUGUGGUUACUCCGGCAGUAAGAGAAACUUCCGGAACUGAUCAAUCCAGUGCUAUGCGGGAAGAUGGAACAAAUGUUGGUUCUGUUUCCAUAAACGGUUCUGUUCAUGCACCAAACCUGAAUCAAGAAAUCCAUUUCCCUGAUUUCCCCACUCGUACACCUAAUUCGAGCCCUGAAGACUUGGACGCUCAAGCAGCAGAGACUAUUCAGUCUCUCUCUUCAUGUGUUCUGGUCAAAGGAGCAUCUGGUGGUGUCACAUGGGGCACCACCACCACAGAUGCUGCAACCACCACUUCAAGUGUUGUGGUCACUGGAGGAGAGCUUCCUCAAGUAACACAGCAUAAUGUUGAUUUAGCUUCACCGUCUGUGAAGCCAUUUGAUUUGGGAGCUGAUCAUGACGCCACAGCAACACAGACAUCUGAUAACACCCACAUGGUUCACUCAUCUGGAUGGCCGGCCAUUGUGGCUGACCCCGACGAGUGGGAUGAAUCCGUUUCAGAUCUAUUAGCCGAAGUUGAAGCAAUGGAGCAGAACGGUUUACCUUCUUCACCCACAUCAUUUCACUGCGAUGAUGAUGACGAUGAUUUGACAAAAGGGCCAGAAAAAGAUUUCUUUAACCCUGUGGCACGCAUGGCCCUCACAUCUGAAACAUGCAGAAUAGAUGUCUCUCAGCCGUUGAUUCUUGACAAUUUCACCUCCGUUAAAAGCUCAACUAGCACAGAAGGAAAAGACAAUACACUCUUCAGCCACUGUGGAACCACUGGUCCUGAGCUCCUGCUCUUUGCACCGUCAGUAACUCAGGACCUGACUCCAACGACAACAGCUCUCAGACUAGGAUCAGAAACCACAGUUGAAGCUUCGGUCGAGAGGUGUUCCAAGUCUGUUCCAGGAGUUGAUUUCGAACCGAGCCCUAGGUCAUCAUCAUCACAUGACUUAGCCCGUGGAAACACCGAGCGCAGUCCACGUGGAAAUGGAAGUCAGCAACGGAGAUCCGGUGGAAACAGUAGAGAGCGGCAAUGUUGGAAUAACGGUCACAACAGUAGCUUCAACAACAAUCAUAAUAAUCGCCAAUGGCCACACAGCAAUAACCAUGGGUAUGACCAUGGAUCAGGUUCUUACAUAGCUCAUCCGCCCAAGGGGCUAAAGAUAUGUAAAUUCUAUGAGAGUGGGUACUGCAAAAAGGGUGCUUCUUGUAGUUUUUGGCACCCCUGAUUCUAAUUUGCUGUAUUUUGUAUUUUAUUUGUCUAUUUAAACACAUCUCAAACAUUCUUUUGUAACACAAUAAUAGUUUAUCUGCCUCCGUUAGCCGCAUGUUUAAGUAAUUAUAAAGCUUUUUAUAUAAAAC
Molecule: messenger RNA, 3913 nt
Organism: Eruca vesicaria subsp. sativa (arugula)
Lineage: Eukaryota; Viridiplantae; Streptophyta; Magnoliopsida; Brassicales; Brassicaceae
Source: the annotation of a GenBank genome assembly